Molecule: messenger RNA, 2061 nt
Organism: Drepanopeziza brunnea f. sp. 'multigermtubi' MB_m1
Lineage: Eukaryota; Fungi; Ascomycota; Leotiomycetes; Helotiales; Drepanopezizaceae
Source: RefSeq, a predicted model, not a curated record
AUGUCAGCAUCACCGCCUACAUCUAGUGACCAUUCGCUGGCUGCGUCGCAGCAAUUCGAGGUCAUCUCGUCGCCCAAUGUCGAUAUCGAUGCCGACCUCGACCUCGACCUCGACCUCAACCUCGGUCUCGGCGAGCCACGAACCGCAGAAGCAACGCCAGAGAAACUCCCGCUCCCUACAGUAAGCCACGAAUUGGCCAAUGCGGACCACCGAGAGAAAGGCGCCGCUCAGAUGGAGCACGGCUAUGCUGAGGUGAAAGACUUGGGAUGGAAUGAUAGUCCCCCAGAUAUCCCGACUCCCCUGGUUGGAGGGCUGCCAAACGAAGAGCUGUGGACCCUGAUCAGACGCUUCAACAAGCAAAUGUACCACGUCAAGGCAAUGGCAGAGCCCCCCCUCGGAGGACUCGACCUCAACAUCGCAGACGAAGAAGACUUCUCUCCGGAUAAACUAAGGGCCAACUUCGAGAGACUGUACAUGACCGUGGGCCUUGGUGUGGUGGGCUUCUGGAAACACAUCGCGCGCCUACGAUCAUGGCGCGAACGAAACCGAACUCUUGCCUUUGCGGCCGUCUACUUCGUGGCCUGGGCGAUCGAUUUCCUCGUACCGGUCAUGAUUGCCUUCCUGAUCAUCCUCGUCGUCUCCCCCGCUUCCCGAGACUACUGUUUUCCUCCAGCACCGAUUGCUCUGAUCGAUUCGAAGACUGGUGGCAUCAAGAAACCGACCGCGGGAGUGCUUGGCAGCGACAACAGUUUGACUGGUGCGCCAGAAAAGCACCAAGGAGAGGCGGUGGAACAAGAAGCAAGCAACUUCGUCAGUGGCUUCACAUCGAUCGCCAUCAGCAGCGCUGCUGGCAAGCAUCCCCAGGGAGAUCCACACGGGAACGAGCAAGGAGCCAGCGGUGUCGAAGACCGAGCGCCUGACCCGACAGAUUUGGCGAUGGGUGCUGCGAAUGCAAAGGACAAGGCUUCGGGGGGAGAAGCGAAUGCUGUACACGACAAAACGAAGGAGCCCAUGUCUGCUGUCAUGUGGUCCAAGACGAGACCUGUUAUGCAUGCGAUUGGCGGUAUUUCGGAUGGCUGGGAGAGAUUUGGCAAUGCUCUAUCACCGACGGCACCAUUUCCAGAGGAGAGGCCUCGCCUCAAGCUUGCUGCAGUCCUGGUACCAGUGCUUCUGGUUUCCAUGUUCACUAGCGCCCACAUGUUCAUGAAGAUGAAUGGAUUGUUUUUGGGCUUCGCAUUUUUUACAGACCCAUUGAUCUGGCGUGCCUCUUCCUACCUCAACCAAAAGUUCCCCCAUUGGCAAAAGCUUCUCGAGAUCAGAAAUACUCUUCUUAGAGGUGUACCUACCAAUGCACAACUCACUGUCACUCUACUCCGGAUUGGUGAAGCGAACAAAGCUCCACUGCCCCCUCCACCCCACUCUGGUCCACAGCCCCCAGAUACCGCCCACGAGACAGCAGGUCAGAACCUUGAAUACCUAGAAGGCGUACCUGACGACGAGAUGGCUAAUGCUAUUCAUCCGGACGACACAGCUGUAACAACUACCGCCGAAACAGGCCCAGCGAAAAAGCGGCACGGCCGCCGGAUACUUGCUGCGAUCAAGGGCGUGACCAAAGGGACAGUUGAAACAGCUCUUGGUACUGACCGGCUGAAAGCAGCGGCUGGAGCGGAGCAUGCAAAAAACAGACUAGGCGUCCUCAAGUCGGGAGAGCAUGAGCCAGCUGGCCCUAUUGACUUCCCAAGCCGAUACAAAGGCAAGAAGGGACGUGCAUACCUUACUACCACAGCCUCUUCGCCUGUUCUGAGUUGGACGACGCAGAAGGAGGAUACGGAUCCAUUGUUCUCGAUCGCAAUAGCCGACAUGCAGGAAAUCAAAAAAGUAGGUGGAUUGGGCUGGAAAACCAAGCUGGUUGUCGGGUGGGCUACCUCCCGGGAGAUUGCAGAUGGACUGGUUGUCAUCGACAAGCAGGGCAACGAGAAGCAUCUUACGGCUAUGGCACUUCGGGACGAGCUCUUCAACCGUCUGAUAACAAUGGGAUCCCAGAUGUGGGAGUCGUGGUAG